Molecule: messenger RNA, 5024 nt
Organism: Pyrus x bretschneideri (Chinese white pear)
Lineage: Eukaryota; Viridiplantae; Streptophyta; Magnoliopsida; Rosales; Rosaceae
Product: G-type lectin S-receptor-like serine/threonine-protein kinase At1g11410
Exons: 12
Coding region: 2297-4840 (847 amino acids)
Biological process (GO): recognition of pollen; protein phosphorylation
Molecular function (GO): ATP binding; protein serine/threonine kinase activity
Source: RefSeq, a predicted model, not a curated record
GUGCAAUUUUGGGUGUAGAUUUCAGUUUAUUUACAAAAUUGCCACUGAGUCUCUCAUUCCCUCCCUAAAGACCUCUUCUUUGCUUUCCCCAGUUAAAGACUGCGAUUCGCCACUGAGCUCCGAGUUCAGGGCUCUGUCCCUCUACGGCGGUAGAAAUGGAGUCUCCACCUCCUCGGCGAUGGCCACGAAGGCUCAGCGCUCGACCCAAGACGACAAAUUGAAGGAUGCCCAGAUGGAGGUAGCUGAUAAGCCUGAGAAAGUCGUGCUUCCAACCAACGAGUCCUCCGAAAGCCUCAUCAGAAUUCGACACACGUGUGCACACGUGAUGGCCAUGGCUGUUCAGAAGGUCUUCCCGGAUGCAAAAGUGACAAUUGGUCCGUGGAUGGAAAAUGGGUUCUAUUAUGAUUUUGAUAUGGAGCCUUUGACGGACAAAGAGUUGAAGAGAAUCAAGAAGGAGAUGGAUCACAUCAUUGGUAGAAACUUACCACUCAUAUGAGAAGAAGUUUCAAGAGAUGAAGCUCACAAAAGAAUAACCGCUCUCAACGAACCAUACAAAUUGGAAAUUUUGGAUAGUAUUAAAGAAGAUCCCAUUACCAUAUAUCAUAUUGGUAAGGGUUUCACUAUUUUCAGGCUCAAUAUAGUAUGGAAGGUGAUGAUUUAAUGUGCAGGAACUGUGCGUAAAUGAUAUUUUUAUUAGCUACACAAGUGAAAUGUACAGUGUUUGUGUCCAGUCUUAAGAUGGAAAUUUAAAGGAAUAAAAAAGAGAGGGCGGGGGUGUGCUCAGGGAAAACAAUGUUGUUGGUGCUCUUUAAAUAUGUGUUAUUGAUAUACAGAUUGAAAAGGAGAUUAAUUUGAAGGUGAUGAAUGGUGGGACCUAUGUGCGGGGCCCCAUGUUGAAAAAACUGGAAAUAUUAACAGAAAAGCUGUCGAACUUGAGUCUAUUGCUGGUGCCUACUGGAGAGGAGAUGAAAAGAAACCGAUGCUGCAGAGGAUCUAUGGCACUGCAUGGGAGAGUGAGGAUCAAUUGAAGGCAUAUCUUCAUUUCAAAGAGGAAGCUAAACGUCGAGAUCACAGGCACCUUGGUCAAGUUCUUGACCUGUUUUCUAGACAGAAUGAUGCUGGUGGGGGUUUAGUGUUCUGGCGUCCAAGGGGUGCUAUUGUGAGGCAUGUAAUGGAAGAUUUGUGGAAAAAAUCCACAUAGAACGUGGUUACGAUCUGCUGUAUACUCCACAUGUUGCAAAGGCGAACCUUUGGCAGAUAAUUGGUCAUCUGGAUUACUACAAGGAGAAUAUGUAUGAUCAAAUGAAUGUUGAGGAUGAACUUUAUCGGCUUUCGACCAAUGAACUGCCCCUAUCAUAUCUUGGUUUACAAAAGGAAGCCUCACUCAUAUCAUGAAUUUCCUAUUCAAGUUGCUGAGUUGGGAACCGUAUAUAGAUACGAAUUAUCUGGAAGCUUGCAUGGUCUUUCUUGUGUAAAAGGUUUUACUCAGGAUGGUGUCCACAUAUUUUGUCUAGAAGAUCAGAUCAAAGAUGAAAUAAGGGGUGUCCUAGAUCUUACCGAAGAACUUUUGUUGCAAUUUGGCUUCAGAAACCUGCUUUUAUAUGACAAUCCAACAAUCCAAGCUUAGCAGUGUCAAAGAGAGGAGCUUCCUCUCUAAACAACGUGACGAUAACUACGGUUGUAGCACGCUAAUGGUUAGGUUAUACAGCAUUUCUUCUUCUUUCAAUUAUGUGUUCAUGUGUUAUUACAUUUGAGACAAUGUACUGUACUUCUAUGCAUAGUACAUACUGUUAAUUUUCUUUCAAUGAUUGUAAUAGUCUCCUCACGGCACUGAAGGUAAUUAUAUUUUCUUUGAACAACGGUCGAAAGCAACAUAAAGAUUUGUCAACAUAUUCAAAGCUAACAAGACUCUUGGUAGAAAAAAAUGCAUCGGAUAUGUGGAGAGAAGAGAAGGCAUUAGGUAUGGUCGAUCCAUCAUUGGGUCAGACGGACUUUGCGUGCAAGAAAGUGCAUCAGAGAGGCCAAUCAUGUCGGAAGUUAUUUUCAGAAGGCAUUACGUGGUGUUGAAUUUUAUGACAAAAAUGAAAGGUAAAAUCAUUCAUUACCAGUCGUACAGACUUGGCCCCAUUCAGAGCCAAUUUGUCUUAUCAAUUUACUGAACACAACUGGAAGUCGAGCGUAUGCCCUUAAAUUAGCAUUACUCGAAACUCGAUCAAAGAAAAAGAAAAUCCAACCUUUCCGGCUUUUUGUUUCUGCAUGUCAAAGGAAGCAGCCAUUUUAGCACUUAAACUCCUCCAUGAGAAAGCUAACAAUGAAUUCUACUGAAUUCUUUUUUGUCAGUACUGUAUUGCUCAUCUUCCUUGCGAUUCUUCCCUCUUCCAUUUCGGUUACCCUAGACGCCAUUACACCAAACCAACCCCUAAGAGAGGACGACGUUCUUCUCUCCACCACUAAAAUCUUUGCACUAGGGUUUUUUAAGCCAGGCAAUUCUCGUAACCGUUACAUUGGAGUUUGGUUCAACAAAAUUCCAAUCAAAACCGUUGUCUGGAUUGCAAACAGAGAAAACCCCAUAGUUCCUACUGCUGGAACUGGACUUCUAGCCAUUCAUGGGGAACAUGGUGGCCUUGUUAUUUAUGGGGAGGACCAAAAUACCCCUAUCUGGUCCGCUAAUCUCACCGUCUCUUCUCCAAACAAAUCCGUGAUAGCCAAGCUUUCGGAUAAGGGAAAUCUUGUUGUUGAAAUUAAUGGUGAAAAGGUGUGGCAAGGUUUUGAUUAUCCCACAAAUACGAUGCUUCCUUUUAUGAAAAUUGGGCUGGACAGGCGGUCCAGGUUGAACCGGUUCCUCACAGCUUGGAAGUCCCAAGACGACCCGGGAAUGGGCAACUGUUCGUUCCGGAUGGAGCCGAGUGAGAGUCCACAGGAGUUCUUAUACAUGGGUCAGACUCCAUUGUAUAGGACUGGACCUUGGACCGGUGAAAGAUGGUCCGGGGUGCCUGAAAUGGUAAAACUAUUCUUCACCAACGUUACUUUUGUGAACAAUCAAGAUGAGGUAUCCAUCAUGGAUGUAGUUACUGAAUCAUCCUUCGUAAAAUUCGUGAUCGAUGAAUCAGGAAACAUUGAACGGUCCGCAUGGGACGCUGAAGUGCAUAAAUGGGUCCGGCUUUGGUCGCCGGAUUGGCGGUGUGAUUCUUACGGGGUGUGUGGUCCGAAUAGCAUUUGUGACCCAUACACAAACUUUGCGGAUAAAUUUGAGUGCAAAUGCCUACCUGGAUUCGUACCCAAGUUGCAACAUGAGUGGUAUUCGAGAGAUUGGUCAGGCGGGUGCGUGAGGCAAAAAGGAUCACCCGUUUGCCAAAACGGGGAAGGGUUCGUGAAGUUGGAACGCGUGAAGCUGCCGGACACUUCUACGGCACGUGUGAACAUGAGCAGGAGUCGGGAAGCAUGUAAAGAAGAAUGCCUGAGAAAUUGUUCUUGCAUGGCAUACGCAAAUGCAGAUGAAAGGCAGGGAGGGAGUGGCUGUAUAACAUGGCAUGGGGACUUGAUGGACACAAGGACUUAUUUGGAUACGGGUCAAGAUUUAAGUGUGCGAGUUGAUGCAACUGUUUUAGCUCAAUACGCAAAGAAGUCAAACAGUUCUUUCGGCAAGAAGAGGAAGCUGGAAGUUUCAGUAGCAUGUGGUCUUUUGUUCUUCCUCGUGUUUUCCCUUGCAUGUUGGUUGGUAAAGAGGAAGAGAAAAGGUAAAAAACGUCAGGAUAAAUUUUUCAAUGUGACCAUAGCAUCAACCUCCUGGGAAGAUUCUUCUGCUAGAACAAAUAUUGAUGAAAGUGGAAUAAACUCUGAAUUACCAUUCUUUGAACUAAGUACCAUAGUUAAGGCCACAAAUAAUUUCACUUCCAACAACAAGCUUGGAACAGGUGGUUUCGGCUCAGUUUAUAAGGGUGUGCUUGAUGAUGGAAAGGAGAUAGCAGUGAAAAGACUAGCCAAGAAUUCUGGCCAAGGAAUUGGAGAGUUUAAGAAUGAAGUUGUGCUGCUUUCAAAGCUCCAACACAGGAACCUUGUGAGGAUCAUAGGUUGCUGCGUUCAAGAUGAAGAGAAGAUGCUGAUCUAUGAAUACUUGCCGAACAAAAGUCUUGACUUUUUCAUUUUCGCAAAUGAGGCAUUCUUGGAUUGGACAAGACGCUUUGAGAUAAUCUAUGGGAUUGCUAGAGGGAUCUUAUAUCUUCAUCAGGAUUCGAGAUUAAGAAUCAUCCAUAGAGAUCUAAAGGCCAGCAAUGUUCUGUUGGAUUCUGCUAUGAACCCCAAGAUUUCAGAUUUUGGUAUGGCUAGGAUAUUUGGAGCGGAACAAAUUGAAGCAAAUACAAACCGUGUGGUUGGGACAUACGGUUAUAUGUCACCAGAGUACGCAAUGGAAGGACAUUUUUCAGUAAAGUCUGACAUAUAUAGCUUCGGCAUUUUACUACUAGAAAUUGUUACUGGCAGAAAGAACACUGGCUACUACCACGAUAGUCCUUACUCAAAUUUAGUUGGACAUGUUUGGGACUUGUGGAAGGAAAAUAGAGCCUUGGAAAUCAUUGAUUCAUCUCUGGGAGAAUCAUACCCUGUCAACGAAGUUCUAAGAUGUAUUCACAUUGCCCUCUUGUGCGUGCAAGAGCAAGCGAAGGAUCGUCCACUCAUGUCAGUAGUGGUUUCCAUGUUGGGUAAUGAUGCAGCAAUUCCUUCACCAAAGCAACCUGGAUUUUUGUUGAACAGAGGUUAUCAUACUAGUGGAGACCCAUCAUCCAAUACUGAUGGAGCUUACUCUGUAAAUGACAUGACCUAUACACAACCAGAAGGUCGCUAAGGAGAGAACCAGACGUAUAAUUGGACAUACUAUAUUAUUCAAUUGAGAAUCACAUGAUGAGUGAGAUAAGAAGAGAGGAUAUACCCUGAUUUCACUCAAUAAUUUGCCUUAUAACUAAAGAUCUAAGUUCUAUAUUAAUUUGCAACACUCAUCAUUUGUCUUGUUAUAAAUACAUGUUAUAAAA